Caenorhabditis remanei is the source of this 2898-nucleotide messenger RNA. RefSeq lists its product as uncharacterized. NCBI's taxonomy places the organism in Eukaryota, Metazoa, Nematoda, Chromadorea, Rhabditida, Rhabditidae. The coding region runs from base 1 to 2898 and encodes 965 amino acids. Gene Ontology annotation, biological process: signal transduction. The record is from RefSeq and is a predicted model, not a curated record. The transcript has 21 exons.
AUGUUAUCAAGUGACCGUGUACACGACAUUGAGAAUGACGCUGUACAUACUAUAAUCCAAGUGAAUGGGUCAUCUCCAAAGACACCGCCAAGUUACCACCAUAACUAUGAGUCAUCCCCGGAGACAAGGAGCACAACGUCUACUGUUUCCGGAUCAAGUCCAGCACCCCGAGCAGUAUCCGCUGAUGUCUCCCGUCGUUCCCGUACCUCAUGUGUCUCUCUGUCAACAGACUCCAUAAAUCGUCUGCAUCGAACAUCAAAUCUAUUCCAACUCCAUCCAGAAACUGCAAGGACUGCUGAACAAAAACAGAAAUCUCUCUCGAUUGAAUCUCUAACAAAAGUUCCAGAAAAAGAGAAAGGAAAUCGAUUUGUUCGUAAAGUUUCCACGUCAUUCCGGCUGAGAAAAAACCUGUUGGAAACGGAUGGGGAAGAGAAAAAGAGCAAAGAGGAGAAUAAGAAGAAGAGCUCAGUGACAACGUCUCCUGAACAAAUAUCCUCGUUUCUGGAGAAAAUGGCAACGAGAUCUCUGCCACAGUCACCGAGAACUGAUAGGAAGGCAAAGUUGUAUUCGUCGUUGAACAGUACGACGGAAAAAGUGUCGAAUGCAUUAUCAUGGCUUCCAUCGAAAUCUUCAAAACGACUGAUGAAGAAUAAGAGUGCAACUCAUGAUCUAAGCACCUCCCUCAUCAGCUACACACCAGCCAGUACCAGUACUCAAGGAGUGAUUGCAUCGAAUGAGAAUCUGGAACUGUUAUGCUCAACUUCCACUUCUGGAAUUCCGAUUUAUUUGGAGAAAUGCAUUGAGUUUAUUGAGAAUAAUGGAGGAUUCGAGCAAGAAGGAUUGUAUCGGGUACCUGGAAACCAGACACAUCUCGCCGAGGUGGAGAAGAGGUUUUUGAAAAGUGGCGAAUUCGACGUCUCCUCAUUCGACACACCUGUUCACGUGGCAGCUACAGCUCUCAAAAGUUUCUUCUCUUGUCUUCCAGAAUCUCUGAUUCCAACUGAUUAUCAUUCAAGGUGGAAACAAGUGAUGAUGGCUGCGGAUGAUAAGGAGAAAAUCGACGGAAUCCGUGAAGCCCUAUCCCACCUGCCUCAUUCAAACCAAACAGUUCUCCGGUAUCUAGUCAAACAUCUUGCAAUAGUGUCAUGUUCACCAAAGACCGUCAUGAAUUCGAAUAAUUUGUCAAAAGUUUGGACACCCACCCUCUUCAGAAGCAGUUUGGAAAAUGACCGACCCUCAAUACUCGCACCUUCUUUCACAACUUCUGGAAUACAACUGUUAACAAAACCCGACAUUACAAAUCGAAGUAGACGACAGAAAGCAGUUAAUUCCAAUAUUAGGAAUCGUGUAACCCGAACAGAUUCACUAAUCAUGUCACACUUCUAUAGUUCCCCUAUUGAAAUUCAACCAGCACCAUUGGCAACACCGGAAGCUGUCGAUUUCUCACCUGCUUAUUCGUUGGUUAAUGACGCUGUACACACAAUCAUCCAAGUGAAUGGAUCAUCUCCAAAGACAGCGACAAGUUACCACCAUAACUAUGAGUCAUCCCCGGAAACAAGGAGCACAACGUCUACUGUUUCCGGAUCGAGUCCAGCACCCCGAGCAGUAUCCGCUGAUGUCUCCCGUCGUUCCCGUACCUCGUGUGUCUCUCUGUCGACUGACUCCAUAAAUCGCCUGCAUCGAACAUCAAAUCUAUUCCAACUCCAUCCAGAAACUGCAAUGACUGCUGAACAAAAACAGAAAUCCCUCUCGAUUGAAUCCCUUACGAAAGUUCCAGAAAAAGAGAAAGGAAAUCGAUUUGUUCGUAAAGUUGCCACGUCAUUCCGGCUGAGAAAAAACCUGUUGGAAACGGACGGGGAGGAGAAAAAGAGUAAAGAGGAGAAUAAGAAGAAGAGCUCAGUGACAACGUCUCCUGAACAAAUUUCUUCGUUUCUGGAGAAAAUGGCAACGAGAUCUCUGCCACAUUCACCGAGAACUGAUAGGAAGGCGAAGUUUUAUUCGUCGUUGAACUGUACGACGGAAAAAGUGUCGAAUGUAUUAUCAUGGUUUCCAUCGAAAUCUUCAAAACGACUGAUGAAGAAUAAGAGUGCAACUCAUGAUCUAAGCACCUCCCUCAUCAGCUACACACCAGCCAGUACCAGUACUCAAGGAGUGAUUGCAUCGAAUGAGAAUCUGGAAUUGUUAUGCUCAACUUCCACUUCUGGAAUUCCGGUUUACUUGGAGAAAUGCAUUCAGUUCAUUGAGAAUAACGGAGGAUUCGAGCAAGAAGGAUUGUAUCGGGUACCUGGAAACCAAACACAUCUCGCCGAAGUGGAGAAGAGGUUUUUGAAAAGUGGUGAAUUCGACGUCUCCUCAUUCGAUACACCUGUCCACGUGGCAGCUACAGCUCUCAAAACUUUCUUCUCUUGUCUUCCAGAAUCUCUGAUUCCAACGGAUUAUCAUUCGAGAUGGAAACAAGUUAUGAUCGCUGCGGAUGAUAAAGAGAACGGAGGAUUCGAGCAAGAAGGAUUGUAUCGGGUACCUGGAAACCAAACACAUCUCGCCGAAGUGGAGAAGAGGUUUUUGAAAAGUGGUGAAUUCGACGUCUCCUCAUUCGAUACACCUGUCCACGUGGCAGCUACAGCUCUCAAAACUUUCUUCUCUUGUCUUCCAGAAUCUCUGAUUCCAACGGAUUAUCAUUCGAGAUGGAAACAAGUUAUGAUCGCUGCGGAUGAUAAAGAGAAAAUCGACGGAAUCCGUGAAGCCCUAUCUCAGCUGCCUCAUUCAAACCAAACAGUUCUCCGACCGGUGUUCACUUCGUAUCAAGAACUAUCAUCUGGUAUAAUUGCAUUUCAAUUGGCAUUGGAACUACUCAUCAUCAAUUCCGAUUCACUUUUCUCUCUCAAUACGCUUCUGUGA